Hypomesus transpacificus is the source of this 2717-nucleotide messenger RNA. It is a transcript of the gene klhl20, whose product is annotated as kelch-like family member 20. Bases 163 to 1992 code for a protein of 609 amino acids. The transcript has 13 exons. Gene Ontology annotation, molecular function: protein binding. The record is from RefSeq and is a predicted model, not a curated record. NCBI's taxonomy places the organism in Eukaryota, Metazoa, Chordata, Actinopteri, Osmeriformes, Osmeridae.
GGUUAGUGGGAAUUUUGUGGAAUGUUUAGAUAGAGCUGGCCUAGUGUAGCUAGUCCACCCUGUUUACAGUUGUGUAGGUGCUAGCCAAAUUAGUGAUCGGCCCGGACGUUGCAAUGGAUUUAUAAGGUCGGCAAAUAGUGGACCAAACAUCGUUUUCUGUGCAUGGACGGAAACCCAAUGCGCAGGGCUACCAGCGCACGCCAAGACAACACCGGAAUGGACAUCACUAGCCGCUGUACCCUGGGAGACCCCAACAAGCUUCCGGAGGGGGUUCCCCAGCCUGCUCGGAUGCCUUACGUGUCCGACAAGCACCCCAGACAGACGCUGGAGGUCAUCAACCUGCUUCGCAAGCACAGGGAGCUCUGCGACGUGGUGCUGGUGGUGGGCGCCAAAAAGAUCUACGCCCACCGGGUCAUUCUGUCGGCCUGCAGCCCCUACUUCAGGGCCAUGUUCACGGGUGAGCUGGCAGAGAGCCGGCAGACUGAGGUGGUGAUCAGGGACAUUGACGAGAGAGCCAUGGAGCUGCUGAUCGACUUCGCGUACACCUCGCAGGUGACUGUGGAGGAGGGGAACGUCCAGACUCUGCUGCCUGCUGCCUGCCUCCUGCAGCUGGCUGAGAUCCAAGAGGCGUGCUGCGAGUUCCUCAAGAGGCAGCUGGACCCCUCCAACUGCCUGGGCAUCAGGGCCUUCGCUGACACGCACUCCUGCAGGGAGCUGCUGAGGAUAGCCGACAAGUUUACCCAGCAUAACUUCCAAGAGGUUAUGGAGAGUGAAGAGUUCAUGUUGCUCCCUGCCAACCAACUAAUAGACAUCAUCUCCAGUGACGAGCUGAACGUUCGUAGUGAGGAGCAGGUGUUCAACGCCGUCAUGGCCUGGGUCAAGUACAGCAUUCAGGAGAGACGACCCCAGCUGCCCCAGGUCUUGCAGCAUGUGCGCCUCCCCCUCCUGAGCCCCAAGUUCCUGGUGGGGACUGUGGGGUCGGAUCCGCUCAUCAAGAGUGACGAGGAGUGCAGGGACCUGGUGGAUGAAGCCAAGAACUACCUCCUCCUGCCCCAGGAGAGGCCUCUGAUGCAGGGCCCCAGAACCAGGCCGAGGAAGCCCAUCCGCUGUGGAGAGGUGCUGUUUGCAGUUGGGGGCUGGUGUAGCGGUGAUGCCAUCUCCAGCGUCGAGCGUUACGACCCCCAGACCAACGAGUGGCGCAUGGUGGCGUCCAUGAGCAAGCGGCGCUGUGGCGUCGGGGUCAGCGUGCUGGACGACCUGCUGUACGCCGUGGGCGGCCACGAUGGCUCCUCCUACCUCAACAGUGUGGAGAGAUACGACCCCAAGACCAACCAGUGGAGCAGCGACGUGGCUCCAACGAGCACGUGCAGGACCAGUGUGGGCGUGGCCGUCCUGGGGGGCUACCUGUACGCCGUGGGAGGGCAGGACGGAGUCUCCUGUCUCAACAUCGUCGAGAGAUACGACCCGAAGGAGAACAAGUGGACGCGCGUGGCCUCCAUGAGCACCAGGAGGCUGGGGGUGGCUGUGGCUGUGCUGGGGGGCUUCCUGUACGCUGUGGGGGGCUCUGACGGAACCUCCCCGCUCAACACAGUGGAGAGGUACAACCCCCAGGAGAACCGCUGGCACACGGUGUCCCCCAUGGGCACGCGCAGGAAGCACCUGGGCUGUGCCGUGUACCAGGACAUGAUCUACUCUGUGGGCGGCCGCGACGACACCACGGAGCUCAGCAGCGCCGAGCGCUACAACCCCAGGACCAACCAGUGGUCUCCUGUCGUCGCCAUGACGUCCAGGCGCAGCGGGGUUGGACUGGCAGUGGUAAACGGACAGUUGAUGGCAGUUGGAGGGUUCGACGGCACAACGUAUCUCAAAACCAUAGAGGUGUAUGACCCUGAUGCUAACACGUGGAGGCUCUAUGGAGGCAUGAACUACAGGCGACUGGGCGGAGGGGUGGGGGUUAUCAAAAUGACUCAUUGUGAAUCUCACAUCUGGUAACGUACCUCCAGGAUCACAGCGUCUUCGUCACUCGUGCCUCCUAAAGAGACGUUCUCGUGCCGAGAUGAAGGGAAAGGGAGGACGAUGGCUUCUCUCACUCACAGCCAGUCAGUUGGCAUGCCAAGGAAAUGUCUUUCGGUCACUUCACUACCGGUGUACUUUUUACUGUUCUGCCAUUGGUCCAUUGCUGUGUCACCAGUAGAUCACAUGGCAGAGAAUCCACCUAUCACGUGUGAAGAAGGAUUUUUUUUUCUUUUUUUUCUUUGAAUCAUCCCCGAAGCAAAUAUUCCACAUCCCCAUCUUCUGUGUGACUGAGAGGGCACUGUGCCUCUGCAUUUAAGAAUAACAGUCGAGAUUUUAGGUGAUGUCGACUUCUCAUCAACUCUGGCCAUUGACCGGAUGUUUCCAUGCAGAUACUCUAUGGGGCUUGAAGACAGCCUCUCCAGGUGCACUAAGCUGAUGGGGUCACUACUUGUGCUGGUCCUCAUAAGUAGGUCAUGUGGGGAAUGUUAGAAUCUCCUCUAAAUUGAAUGCACUGUGAUUAUUAUUUUGUAUUUUUUUUGAGUGUUGCUGUUUUUAGAGUGUGACACUGAGAAUUAUCUGGGGCCCUGCAUUUUUUUUCUGGGAGGGGAGAGAAUCUGGUCCAAAAAAAGCUGUCGUUUUCACAAAUGUUACAACAAUUGAAUAGUUGAUGAUAAAACAUUCAUACUAUGGUGAGUCCCCAA